Abrus precatorius (Indian licorice) is the source of this 1809-nucleotide messenger RNA. RefSeq names its product protein SINE1-like. Gene Ontology annotation, molecular function: microtubule binding. The record is from RefSeq and is a predicted model, not a curated record. Lineage: Eukaryota; Viridiplantae; Streptophyta; Magnoliopsida; Fabales; Fabaceae. Gene Ontology annotation, cellular component: microtubule. The transcript is spliced from 2 exons. The coding region runs from base 1 to 1809 and encodes 602 amino acids.
AUGGGAAGAUGUCUCAGCCCUUUGGUGCGGCAAGAGCUUGCAAAUUUAGACAAAGAUGAAGAUAGUCGCAAAUCUGCAAUGAAAGCAUUGAAGUCAUAUGUGAAGGAUUUGGAUUUUAAGGCCAUUCCUGUCUUUCUUGCAAAAGUUUCUGAGACCAAGGAAAGUAGCUCCUUGUGUGGUGAAUUCACAAUUUCAAUCUAUGAAGUUCUUGCGCGGGUUCACGGUGUUAGAAUUGUUCCCCUGAUAGAUAGCAUCAUGGGAACCAUAGUCAAGACUCUGGCUUCAAGUGCAGGGUCUUUCCCUCUUCAGCAGGCUUGUUCAAAGGUGGUUCCUGCAAUUGCAAGAUAUGGAAUUGACCCAACAAGCCCAGAAGAGAAGAAGAGGCAUAUAAUUCAUUCCCUUUGCAAGCCUCUUUCGGAUUCUCUCUCGAGUUCCCAAGAAAGCCUAACUUCUGGUGCUGCCCUUUGCUUGAAGGCUCUGGUGGAUUCAGAUAACUGGAGAUUUGCUUCUGAUGAAAUGGUGAAUAGGGUUUGCCAGAAUGUUGCUGUGGCAUUAGAGGGAAAGUCUGGCCAAACCAAUUCUCAUGUGGGUUUGGUUAUGUCGUUGGCGAAGCGCAAUGCUUUGAUUGUUGAAGCAUAUGCAAGGUUACUCUUACAAUCUGGACUAAGAAUACUAAAUGCUGGCCUUGUGGAGGGUAAUUCCCAGAAGCGGCUUUCAGCCAUUCAGAUGGUUAACUUCUUGAUGAAAAGCUUGGAUCCCAGGAGCAUAUUCUCGGAGCUUGAAUUGAUAAUUGAGGAGAUGGACAAGUGCCAAUCUGAUAAAAUGGCAUUUGUGAAAGGUGCAGCAUUCGAGGCUUUGCAAACUGCCAAGAGAAUUGCAAUCGAAAAAAGACCAGCAAGAUAUGUGAAAAGCCCUGCUUCAGUGACAGGGUCAAAUUUUAGCAGGAGAGAGGAAGACUAUGUGAAGGGAGAGAAUACUUCUGUUGAUGGAGACCAUACUCCAACUUCACUUUCACCAGAAUCACAUACGUUGGACUUUUUCCCUGGAUAUGAAUCUGUUGUUGAGUCUCCAAUUUCAACGAACUUGGACUAUGAGCGAAGGAGUGUGAAUAGGAAGCUUUGGAGUAAUAAAAAUGGAGGGGUUGAUGUCUCUCUCAAAGAUGGUUUGUUUUCAGAGGCAGUGGAUGAAAGUGCUUUGUUAGGACACUCGCUGAGUCGCGAGUUUUCUAAUGGAAAGAGAGAUUUUGCAGAGGAGUUUGCUGGUUUCACGAACAGAAAUCCCACGCAUGGAGUAUCCAGAAGUACCACCACAAGUCCCCAAAGGUCAUGCACACAGGUUGCUGUUGACAACAUAAAAAUCUUUGAGACCCCUAGGAAGCUCAUUUGCUGUCUUCAAGAUCCAAUUGAUGUGACUUCAAGUUGGUCUGAGAAACAGAAUAGAAGGUUCAGGACUCUAUCCUCAGGCAAUAUUGAGUGGAGCCCGACUUCUAAAUAUGACCAAAAUGGUUUCUCGGAUCAUGUGAAGUGUGAUUGUGAAGUGAAUGAAAGUUCAUCUGCUGAUGUGGAGUUCCAAGGUGGCUCAGAAUCAGUCUCAUCAACUGAUGACCUUCCUGAGGAUUAUGAUAUGCAUAUGCCUCGCAAAGUGGUUCCUGAAAAUGGAAAUGUUAGACCAAUUGAUUGGAUGGAUAAAGCACUUCAAAGGACUAAACUUAAAUUGGUUUGUGGUCUUUCAUUUGUUCUUCUUGCAAUGGCUACUCCUUUGCUCUGGAUCAGUAGUCAGGAUGAAGGCUAUUAUCAUGUCCCUACAUAA